Messenger RNA from Arvicola amphibius (Eurasian water vole), 2548 nucleotides. RefSeq names its product ring finger protein 41 (gene Rnf41). Lineage: Eukaryota; Metazoa; Chordata; Mammalia; Rodentia; Cricetidae. Gene Ontology annotation, molecular function: zinc ion binding; ubiquitin protein ligase activity. The coding region runs from base 393 to 1346 and encodes 317 amino acids. Gene Ontology annotation, cellular component: plasma membrane signaling receptor complex. The record is from RefSeq and is a predicted model, not a curated record. The transcript has 7 exons. Gene Ontology annotation, biological process: regulation of canonical NF-kappaB signal transduction; positive regulation of JNK cascade; protein K63-linked ubiquitination.
GCAGUGGGCGUGGCAAAGGGUUAGUCCAAGACAACCAGGAGUGGUCGGAACCCUCUUCCCCAUCCUUCCCUUCCCCUUCCCCUACCGGGAAAGGCUGAGACCCGGCACCCAGGCUACCCCGCGGCCGCCGUGGCCUCAGCUCCAGUCUGGCCCCGCGUCCGGAGAACCCAGGCCGCGUCCAGAGCGAUUGUUCCUGAUUGUGACAUCAUACCCACCCCUUGGCCAUGAAACUUGUCACUAGGAAGAAAGGCUCAGUUGGAGAAUAGCCAACAAGAUGGGAUCGUUGGAGCAUUUCCUGAGUGGCACAGAGCGGAGGCAUCAGGGGGUUGGAACCUUGUAAACAGGGAACCUGCCCCCACCACCUGGAAGGACCUGGGUUUCAGUGAUGAGACAUGGGGUAUGACGUAACACGCUUCCAGGGGGACGUUGACGAGGACCUUAUCUGCCCCAUUUGCAGUGGAGUCUUGGAGGAGCCAGUACAGGCACCUCACUGUGAGCAUGCUUUCUGCAACGCCUGCAUCACCCAAUGGUUCUCUCAGCAGCAGACGUGUCCGGUAGACCGCAGCGUUGUCACGGUCGCCCACCUGCGCCCCGUGCCCCGGAUCAUGCGGAACAUGCUGUCAAAGCUGCAGAUCGCCUGUGACAACGCUGUGUUUGGCUGCAGUGCUGUUGUCCGGCUUGACAACCUCAUGUCCCACCUCAGUGACUGUGAGCACAACCCGAAGCGGCCCGUGACCUGUGAACAGGGCUGUGGCCUGGAGAUGCCCAAAGAUGAGCUGCCAAAUCACAAUUGCAUUAAGCACCUGCGCUCCGUGGUGCAGCAGCAGCAGACGCGAAUCGCAGAACUGGAGAAGACAUCGGCUGAACACAAGCACCAGCUGGCAGAACAGAAGCGAGACAUCCAGCUGCUGAAGGCUUACAUGCGUGCGAUCCGCAGUGUCAACCCCAACCUUCAGAACCUGGAGGAGACAAUCGAGUACAAUGAGAUUCUCGAAUGGGUGAACUCCCUCCAGCCUGCUAGAGUGACCCGCUGGGGAGGGAUGAUCUCCACGCCUGAUGCCGUGCUCCAGGCUGUCAUCAAGCGCUCCCUGGUGGAAAGCGGCUGCCCGGCCUCUAUUGUCAACGAGCUGAUUGAAAAUGCCCAUGAACGGAGCUGGCCCCAGGGUCUGGCCACACUAGAGACAAGGCAGAUGAACCGGCGCUACUAUGAGAACUACGUGGCCAAGCGCAUCCCUGGCAAGCAGGCCGUGGUGGUGAUGGCCUGUGAGAACCAGCACAUGGGAGACGACAUGGUGCAGGAGCCGGGGCUUGUCAUGAUAUUUGCGCACGGUGUGGAGGAGAUCUGAGAGAGUGUGACCGGCUGAUGGGAGAGGUAGAAUGGGAAGCCCACUGCUCCAGUCACUGAGCCCUGAGUCCUCCCCUUUCCUAUGCCACGGCUUGUAAUUGAGCCACACACUCCCUGCUUUUCUGGCACGAAGGACCUUGGGGCACUUCGGUCAGCCUUUCAGUGGGUGAACCCAAAUUCCUGCCUGUUGCCAUAUUCAUUCCCCCAAAUGUCUGUAAAGUUUCAGUCUGGGUGGAGAAAUCCCCACUUCUGUAUUCUCCUACCUAAGAUCCCUGACUCCCAAACAUUUUCAGAAAGCACAAAGACAUUUGUUUUCCCUAGAGGAUCAGGGCGGAGUGAAGAAUCUAACUGUCCCUCUCCUCCGAAUCCAGGGCGUCCGAGCAGGCGGGCUUGCUGCCUCCACGCAGUGGUGAGAGCAGCUCUGCAGGGCAGACAGCAGCAGGAGUGCCGAGGCUAACCACAGCCUCUUAGUAAGCAGCGAGGUCAGGACCCGCUUACCACUGACGGCUCUUGGGGAAGACUGGAGCUCUGUGCCGAGUGCAUCCCUGUGCAGCCCCCUGGGAGCCGCGGCCUUGCUGGCCGUGCAGGCUAGGACGCUGAGAUGCCCGCUGAACUCUCCUUUCCCACCAUUUUCAUAAUUAGGGAAGGGCAGGGCUGGGGUGGAGGUUAGGCGCUGGGGCGGCUCUGCUGACCAGGACAGGCACUGCCUCUAGUGUCGCGUCCAUGGCGCCUCCAUAGCCCUCCCAGCCCUGCGACUGCAGCGAGUCUGAGUUCCUUCAACACUGUUCAUAUUCGCAGUCACAGAUCCCUUCGUUACCCACUUUUGUUUUCCUAGAAUGGCCUGAUUAUGGCUCUCCUGCUCUCCAGCCCGGCCACAUUGUUGGCAAUUUAAUUUAUUUACUUUUUUUUUUUUUUUUUUAAGAAAGGAAAAAAAGAAAAAAAAAAUCAAAACUUAAAACCUUUUUUUUUGCUGCUCCUAUUGUGGGGAUUCCGGGUAGGGUGGGUUUGGGUAGGACCUGUUUUAUAUGUUUCUUUUCCAGCACAGUCUUUGGUCUGAUACCUGCUGUGAACUACCCCCUCCUCACCCCACCCCACCCCUCCCCGUCACCCUAUCUGAGACAAUACCUGUGUCCCAUGAAGAAUUUGCUCUUACCCUCCUGAUCUUGUGAAAACCUAGAAUCGGCAUAUACAUUUUGAAGGUGA